Messenger RNA from Perkinsus marinus ATCC 50983, 177 nucleotides. RefSeq lists its product as hypothetical. The coding region runs from base 1 to 177 and encodes 58 amino acids. The record is from RefSeq and is a predicted model, not a curated record. NCBI's taxonomy places the organism in Eukaryota, Perkinsozoa, Perkinsida, Perkinsidae. The transcript has a single exon.
AUGGAGACCGCUAUCCACGAGAACAGUACUGCCUCGUAUGUCCCCCAUGUUUCUACCCUUGGUGAAAGUAUCAAGAAUGUCCUGUGCGACAACGACGACUCCAAGGCUGACAUACCCACUGUUGGCAGUGGUGAAGAUCCAUGCGCUCUUUGGACCAUCAUUUGCUUGGCUCAUUGA